CGGGGGGCGUGUGUGUGGCGGUGCUGGGGGGCGGGGGGGGCUGGGGGGAAGGGACUGGGGGGUAGGGAGGCCUGGGGGAAUGGUGGGGGAAGGGAAAGAGGGGAGAUGGAGAGGCUGGGGAAAGCACAGGGGGGUGGGAGGGCUGGGGGGAGGACAGAGGGAGGCUAGAGAGGGCUUAGGGAGGGACUGGGGGAGGAACUGAGGAGAGCUGGGGAGUUAAUAAAAGCCCCUGGGGGAGAUUUGGGAAAGCGAUUUGGGAAGUGAAAGGAAGGCUGGGGUAAGCUGGGGGAGGGAGAACGCACUGGGGGAAGAACUGGGGAAUUAGGAAAGGGCUGGGGAGGGACUGGGGGAGGAACUGAGGAGAGCUGGGGAGUUAAUAAAAGCCCCUGGGGGAAAUUUGGGAAAGCGAUUUGGGGAGUGAAAGGAAGGCUGGGGGAACGGGUGAAGGGGGGAUGAACUGGGGAGUUAGGAAAGCCCCUGGGGGAGAUUGGGAAAGCGAUUGGGGGGUGGGGGGAUGAAAGAAAGGCAGGGGGUCGCUGGGGGAGGGAGAACGCACUGGGGGAUGGACCGUGUUGGCAAUCCGCCGGCGAUUCUGAGACAAGGACUGUUUUGACCUAACUCGGGUCCUCUUUGCUAUUUCGGAAAAAAAAAUAAUACUGGCUGUCGUGAGGAGCCAAAUGUUCAAACGCGGUACCUGAUGGUUGAAAAAAAAUGUGUCUACGUUUACAGACGCCCAACGCAGCGAGAGGGCGUCUGUAAAUCGCUAAUCUUGACCCGUCCGCUGCGAUUGGGACGGAUUUGGCUUUCACUGGUAGCCUGGUAACAUAUAUUCCCAGGUCUUUCUCUGCCUCUGUGGUGGAUAGUGGAGUGUUUCCCAUGUGGUAUUGGUGUGCUGGAUAUCCCUUCACUGGUAGCCUGGUAACAUACACUCCCAGGUCUUUCUCUGCCUCUGUGGUGGAUAGUGGAGUGUUUCCCAUGUGGUAUUGGUGUGCUGGAUAUCCCUUCACUGGUAGCCUGGUAACAUAUAUUCCCAGGUCUUUCUCUGGCUCUGUGGUGGAUAGUGGAGUGUUUCCCAUGUGGUAUUGGUGUGCUGGAUAUCCCUUCACUGGUAGCCUGGUAACAUAUAUUCCCAGGUCUUUCUCUGGCUCUGUGGUGGAUAGUGGAGUGUUUCCCAUGUGGUAUUGGUGUGCUGGAUAUCCCUUCACUGGUAGCCUGGUAACAUACACUCCCAGGUCUUUCUCUGCCUCUGUGGUGGAUAGUGGAGUGUUUCCCAUGUGGUAUUGGUGUGCUGGAUAUCCCUUCACUGGUACCCUGGUAACAUACACUCCCAGGUCUUUCUCUGCCUCUGUGGUGGAUAGUGGAAUGUUUCCCAUGUGGUAUUGGUGUGCUGGAUAUCCCUUCACUGGUAGUCUGGUAACAUACACUCCCAGGUCUUUCUCUGCCUCUGUGGUGGAUAGUGGAGUGUUUCCCAUGUGGUAUUGGUGUGCUGGAUAUCCCUUCACUGGUAGUCUGGUAACAUACACUCCCAGGUCUUUCUCUGCCUCUGUGGUGGAUAGUGGAGUGUUUCCCAUGUGGUAUUGGUGUGCUGGAUAUCCCUUCACUGGUAGCCUGGUAACAUACACUCCCAGGUCUUUCUCUGCCUCUGUGGUGGAUAGUGGAGUGUUUCCCAUGUGGUAUUGGUGGGCUGGAUAUCCCUUCACUGGUAGUCUGGUAACAUACACUCCCAGGUCUUUCUCUGCCUCUGUGGUGGAUAGUGGAGUGUUUCCCAUGUGGUAUUGGUGUGCUGGAUAUCCCUUCACUGGUAGUCUGGUAACAUACACUCCCAGGUCUUUCUCUGCCUCUGUGGUGGAUAGUGGAGUGUUUCCCAUGUGGUAUUGGUGUGCUGGAUAUCCCUUCACUGGUAGUCUGGUAACAUACACUCCCAGGUCUUUCUCUGCCUCUGUGGUGGAUAGUGGAGUGUUUCCCAUGUGGUAUUGGUGUGCUGGAUAUCCCUUCACUGGUAGUCUGGUAACAUACACUCCCAGGUCUUUCUCUGCCUCUGUGGUGGAUAGUGGAGUGUUUCCCAUGUGGUAUUGGUGUGCUGGAUAUCCCUUCACUGGUAGCCUGGUGAACUUAAAUCCCAGGUCUUUCUCUGCCUCUGUGGUGGAUAGUGGAGUGUUUCCCAUGUGGUAUUGGUGCGCUGGAUAUCCCUUCACUGGUAGUCUGGUAACAUACACUCCCAGGUCUUUCUCUGCCUCUGUGGUGGAUAGUGGAGUGUUUCCCAUGUGGUAUUGGUGUGCUGGAUAUCCCUUCACUGGUAGCCUGGUAACAUACACUCCCAGGUCUUUCUCUGCCUCUGUGGUGGAUAGUGGAGUGUUUCCCAUGUGGUAUUGGUGUGCUGGAUAUCCCUUCACUGGUAGUCUGGUAACAUACACUCCCAGGUCUUUCUCUGCCUCUGUGGUGGAUAGUGGAGUGUUUCCCAUGUGGUACUGGUAUGUUGAAUUUCCCCUCCCAAGCUACAUGACUUUACAUUUUUCCUCAUUGAAUUAUAGCAGCCACUUUUUCCUCCAUUCCUGUAGCUUGGUGAGGUCUGACUGUAGGAAAUCCGCAGUGAAGGGGUUAACCAAUCUUCGUCAACCUCCUUGGUAAAGAUUCUGAGGCCCCGUUCACUCUGUCCCGACUCAAGUCCACAACAACCCAGCGACUUAUAUGUUAGUAUUCUAAGACGCUUACGCUUUUCAAAUCAGCUAUUUCUAAGGGUCAUAAAGAGGAUCAAUAGGGUUCUAAUGAGCAUUUCUUUAGAUUCAUGCAACAGAAACAGGGUCAAACUACCACCAGAGACAUUAAACUACCUCUGGAAAUGCCCAAAACUCAUAGGAAAGCCUUGUCAAACAUGUGAACUUGGCCGACGAAAUGUUUUAAAAUAUGACUUUUAGCACAUUGAUAUCUAUGGUAAGGGAACCAGAACUGCACUGCAUACUCUAAGUGGGGUCUACUUAUGUUCUUGUGUUCUUAACUAGAGCGCUUCUAUUUCUUACG
Messenger RNA from Eriocheir sinensis (Chinese mitten crab), 3018 nucleotides. RefSeq lists its product as uncharacterized. The transcript is spliced from 8 exons. Lineage: Eukaryota; Metazoa; Arthropoda; Malacostraca; Decapoda; Varunidae. Bases 877 to 2628 code for a protein of 583 amino acids. The record is from RefSeq and is a predicted model, not a curated record.